GAUUUUUCGUAUCGUCAAUUGUUUUUUUUUUGUCUUUCAUGAAGAAGUUUUAUUUGAAAAUAUUUUGUACAUAUUUUGAUGUUAAUUGUGAAUAUUAUAAAAUAGAAAAUUCAUUUAUUGUGAACAGUUUUAAAAAAUAAAAAUUAUAAAAAGGACCAAUAUGGCUUUAUCACCAAAACUUAUACUUGAUAUAAGCCAAUCACAAAUUGAAAAUUUGUCAUUGAGUUGUAAGAUGAUAAAAGUGGAAAAUUGUAGUGAUAACGAUAGUAAUAAUAAUAGUCCGACUAAUGGUCAUUUUAAAGAGGAUAUGAAGUAUACGGAUUUGGAUUUGUCGGUGCCUUCAACGGUUAGCUUUUACGAGCAAACAUCUGCAACAUCCGGUAAUAAUAAUAAUAAUACAAGAAAAAGGCGUAUGGGAAGAGAAUCUUCUACAAUAGAUUCUUCGCAAAACUACCAGUCAAGUCCGAUAGUUGAAUCGGAGUGCAAGCGUUUUCGAUUUGAUCCUGAGAAUUAUGAAUCAACGGUUCCAACAACGAUAUAUAAAUAUUGUAAUAAUAAUAACAACAACGAAGAUUCUUAUUAUCAGCAAAACGUCCCUCAUGAUAUGAAAUAUUCAUACGUAAAUGAGAAUUCGGAAUCACCAGCAUCUUACUAUUUUCAAGAUCAUCAUAACGCCAUACCACCCAACAAUUAUUAUUAUAUGCAAAAUAAUCAAUUGCCUGAGCAAGUCCAACAAUAUAAUAACGCACAAUCGAAUUUAACUGUUGAUCCCCCACAAAGUUCAAAUGAAAAACGACUGAAGAUCGUUAAAGAAAAGUUGAACAAGAUCAAAACUAAGAAGUUGAAGCUGCCAAAACCAUCACCAAUUAAAGGAGAAUCGGAAUCUACAAAAGUUUUACGAAGCAUGGCUAAUGUGAGGGAACGUCAGCGAACCCAAAGCCUCAAUGAAGCAUUUAGCGCCCUAAGAAAAAUCAUUCCAACACUUCCAAGCGAUAAGCUAAGCAAAAUUCAAACUCUAAAACUUGCGUCGAGCUACAUCGAUUUUUUGUAUGGUCUUCUGGCAGGAAAUGAUUUGCAUUUGGAUGAUAAAUCGUCGAUGUCAUCUGCUUCAAGUUCGCCUGCACAAUGUUCACAAUUUCAAAAUGGCAGUUCAGGGAGUCCUAUUGUUCCCAAUGAGAAGUUGAGUUACAUGUUCAAUGUAUGGCGAAUGGAAGGCGAAUGGAACAGCUCGGCAGUUGGCAAGCUGGAGUAAAAAGAAAAAUGAAAAUACUUCAAAUAAUUCCUGGAAAUACUUCAUUAGAUACUAGAACGUAUUCGAAAAAUGUAAAGUGAUUAAAACUAUUGUUGUUUUUAAUAAAAUCAAAAAGAAAAAAAAUUAAAAAAUUUCCAUAAUAUCUUGAAAAAUGCAAUCAUUGUUCAACUAAAAGCCAAAGAAAAAUGAGUAAGAAUAAAAUGUUAUGAAAACCUCUAAAA
This is a messenger RNA of Clunio marinus, 1473 nucleotides long. The record is from the annotation of a GenBank genome assembly. Lineage: Eukaryota; Metazoa; Arthropoda; Insecta; Diptera; Chironomidae.